Molecule: messenger RNA, 2001 nt
Organism: Drosophila erecta
Lineage: Eukaryota; Metazoa; Arthropoda; Insecta; Diptera; Drosophilidae
Gene: dpr3
Exons: 8
Biological process (GO): synapse organization
Cellular component (GO): neuron projection membrane
Source: RefSeq, a predicted model, not a curated record
AGUAUUGUGACGGCAACCAGGGGCUGCGGAAGUGCCACACACUCGCGACCUCGAGUCCUUUCCGCGCACAACGUGAAGCAAAACAGAGGUAAAGCCAAAGUGAACCGAGAUAAAACCGAAAGCGGCAGCUGAGCCAUAAAAACACUACCAGCAAUGUUGCUCUUGUCCGCUUAGCGCAAAUAUUUCAUUGACGGCCAGCAAAAGUAAAAGUUUAAGCCAGCAUAAAACAUAAAAAUAUAUAUAUUAGCGGCAGGAGCGAAUGGCGCACUAUGCUGCUCAAGUCGACAACGACGGCCGCAGCAGCAGCAACGAAAGCAGCAGCAGCAACAUCAGUGGCAGCAACAACAGCGGCAGCAACAACAGCAGCAGCAGCCGCAUCAGCACUUAAAUGCAGCAACAAGAAAAAUCAGCUGAAAACUGGCAAAUAAAACUCAACGACAGGCAAAAACUAUUAAAUCUCGCUGGAUGCCUGCGGCAAUAGUUAUUGUUAAACAACACAAGGAGCAGCACCAACAGCACCAGCAGCGCCGCCAGGACCAACAGGACCAACAGGACCCACGGGCGGCGAAACAAAUUUGCAAUAUAAAUUUAUGCGGAUUUUUGCGUCGCAGCGGCGCCGACGACGUCGACAUCAUCGAAUCGCGUAGCCCAGGCCAUGCUGCUGAUGUCGACGUCCCCGCAGCAGCAGCAGCAGCAGCAGCAGCAGCAACAUCAGUGGCAACAACAUCGGUGGCAGCAACAGCAGCAGUGACAACAACAAGGGCAGCGGCGACGACGCGAGCAGUUAUUAUAAUAAUGGCGUUAGUUGUUAGCAUAAUGCAGCAGCAACAACAAUCGCUACUCUGGCCAUUCUGUAACGGACUCGCUGCGGCGGCCGCCUCCACUGGGCAUCCGGAUGACUCCGGUGAUGGGCCAACCCUGUCGACAUUCCUGUCAUCAUCGUCGCCAUCGCCCUCAGCAUCAUCAGCAUCCGCAUCCGCAUCAUCCCCAUCUCCAGCUCCAUCCAGUAUUUCAUCGUUUGCGGUGGCGCACGGGCCGCAAACGGAAGCCACGAAUCACACUUUCAAGAGUUUAGCCUUCCUGGACGCGUCCUUUGGCUCCGAUCUGUUUGCCCAGACGGACGCGGAGCGGGGGCGGAGUGGCGGCGGGGCGGAUGAGGAGUCGCAGGAUGCGGACACCUCGCAGUCGCUGCCAAUUUUCGACUUUGGCAUGCCGCGCAACAUCACCGGACGCACUGGCCACACGGAGGCCAUAAUUAAAUGCCGCGUGGACAGUCUGCAUGAUAAAUCGGUAUCCUGGAUACGGAAACGUGAUCUGCAUAUCCUGACUGUAGGCACUGCCACCUACACCUCGGACAAGCGAUUCCAGGUGACUGAAUCGAAGGACUCGCGGGAGUGGACGCUGCAUGUGAAGUCGCCGCUGGCCAAGGACAGCGGCAUCUACGAGUGCCAGGUGAACACGGAGCCCAAGAUGUCCAUGGCUUUUCAGCUGAACAUCAUCGAAAUCUCCCCGGAUGCCAAGGCGGUCAUCAGUGGGCCACCCGAUCUGCACUUCAAGGCGGGCAGCGCCAUAAUCCUCAACUGCCUGGUGCAGCAGCCGUCGGUGAAGGACAUUGGGCCUAUAUACUGGUAUCGCGGCGAGCACAUGAUCACACCCUUCGAUGCGGAUGAUGGACAGCCGGAGCCGCCGGCCGGCAGGAGCGAGCAUCCCCAAAGGAACCCGGAGGACACGUCCCUCAAUGACAUAAUGAGCGAGGUGGACCUGCAGAUGGAGUUCGCCACACGCAUCGCCAUGGAAUCGCAGCUGGGCGACACCCUCAAGUCCAGGCUCCGCAUCUCGAAUGCCCAGACCACGGACACCGGCAACUACACGUGUCAGCCAACGACGGCCAGCAGCGCCAGUGUCCUGGUCCAUGUGAUUAAUGAUGAGAAUCCCGCUGCGAUGCAGAAGAGCGGGGCGUGUCCUUGCGCCCCCGGUCCGCUCCAGCUGCUCCUCCAGCUG